This is a messenger RNA of Ipomoea nil (Japanese morning glory), 2430 nucleotides long. RefSeq lists its product as uncharacterized. Lineage: Eukaryota; Viridiplantae; Streptophyta; Magnoliopsida; Solanales; Convolvulaceae. The coding region runs from base 1 to 2430 and encodes 809 amino acids. Gene Ontology annotation, molecular function: nucleic acid binding. Gene Ontology annotation, biological process: DNA integration. The transcript is spliced from 6 exons. The record is from RefSeq and is a predicted model, not a curated record.
AUGGAGGCAUGGCCAACACUUGGCACGCAAACAAACCCGAGCGACAAUGCAGCAGGAGGUCCAGCCGUUGGAAGUCCGGCACCGGCACCGGCGCCGACAGCUCCCUUUAGUACUUUGCCGAGCUCAUCCAUUGCGACAGAGGUACCUUUGGAUUCACAAUCACAAUUGAAUCCUUACUUUAUGCAUGCAAGUGAAAAUCCAGCUUUGGAGUUGGUAUCCACUCCUCUAGAUGGCCCUAACUAUCAUCCAUGGGCUAGGGCUGUAACCAUGGCACUAUCGUGCAAAAAUAAGCUCAUCGAUACGGCUUAUGGAGUGGGGAGAGAUUUGAAGAAGAGAUUCAGUCAACAAGAUCUCUUUCGAGUUGCAGAGAUCAAAUGCGAAAUAUAUCAAUCCAAGCAUGGGGACAACACCUUGAAUGAAUAUUUUACGCAGCAGAAGUUGUUAUGGGAUGAGUUGCAGAUACUUAGACCUCCUGUAUUCUGCGAUUUCAAUACUAGAUGCGAAUGCGGAAGGAAAAUUGACAUGAUGAAUGAGCUGUUGGAAAAGGAUAAGCUAUCCAUUUUCCUGAUCGGAUUACACGAAAGUCAAUUGUUUGAGACUGGAGAGAAUAAAGUUGCUGGAAAUGCUUUGAUGACCAGAGCACAGAAUGGACAACAACAAAGUUAUAAGAAGUUUACUGGAGGAAAUAAGAAGGCUACUUGUACCUACUGUGGAUUCAUAGGGCAUACAGAGGACAAGUGUUAUAAAAACAUGGCUAUCCACCUGGGUGGAAGCCAAGGCCUAGAAACCAAGGUACAAAAGUCACAUGGUGAGAAAGGUUUUGUGAAUAGUACACCCCUUGAACAAUCCACCUGCCAUGCCAAUACCAUUUCAGCCAACCAAAUGGAAGGUACUGAUCUUCUCUCAAAAACUGCUAAUCAUAGCACAAGUAUGCGGAUAUUAGACAAUGCCAAUACCAUUUCAGCCAACCAAAUGGAAGACAGUGGUGCUACUCACCAUAUUGUGUGCCAUAUGGAUCUAUUAUCUAAUCCCAAGGAGGUUCAUAACAUGUAUGUUAGAUUACCUAAUGGGCAGCAGGUUGCUAUCUUAUGCAUUGGAACUGUUUAUUUGUUUGAUGAGUUCAUUCUGCACAGUGCUUUGUAUAUCCCUGGCUUCUGCUAUAAUUUGAUAUCUGUGGGGGCAUUCAUUCAGAGUACCAACUGCACUAUGAGAUUGCACACUAACCAGUGUAUUAUACAUGAUGCUUUCCAUGGCAAAAUGAUUGGAAUGACUGAGCUUCAAAAUAGAUUAUACAUUUUGACUUUUCCUGGAAUACAACAUCAGACUUCAUGUGCUUACACCCCACAGCAAAAUAGUAGAGUUGAAAGGAAACAUGGACAUCUUCUAUCUACUGCAAGAGCACUGAGAUUUCAAGCCAAUAUGCCUGAAUAUUUUUGGGGAGAGUAUGUGUUGCAUUUAGCCUACAUCAUAAACAAGGUGCCUUCCAGUGCCAUCAAUGAUCAAAUACCAUAUCAGGUUCUCCUCCACAAAACACCACACUAUCACCAUUUAAAGGUAUUUGGUUGUUUGGCCUAUGCUGCCACCUUGGGCCAUAAGUCUAAAUUUGAUGCCAGAGCAAGAAAGUGUGUUUUCCUUGGAUAUGCUAAUGGAACCAAGGGCUACAAAUUGUAUGAUCUUCAUUCCAAAGAGGUGUUUGUGUUCAGAGAUGUGUCUUUCUAUGAGAACACAUUUCAUUUUCAAACCACUGUAAGCCUAGAGGAAGGAAAAUUCUCUGAACUUAUACUUCCAACUAUGACAGGAGUUUCAAUAGAACCCUCUAAUGAUUUGCAAACUCAUGUUGAUAGUAGAUAUGAGCACUUGUCUGAUGGACCAGCUGAGCACUCACCUGAAAGAACAGCUGAGCAUCUGCCUGAAACAAUAAUUGAAGCAACCAGUGGCUCAUCUGAACAGCCUAUUAGUUUUGCACCCCAAGAACCACAACAACCUCUCAAAAGGUCUGCUAGGCACAAACAAGCCCCAACAUAUCUGAGGGAUUAUGGUUGUCACAACUCUGUAUUGAAGACCUCUCCUCAUGACAUCUCCACAGUUGUAAGCUAUGCUAAGAUCUCUCAUUCAUUUCAAUCUUUUGCCAUGAAUAUUUCCUAUCAGUCAGAACCUAAGAACUACAAAGAAGCAGUGAUGCAUGACUAUUGGAGGGUAGCUAUGCAAGAAGAGAUAACUGCAUUAGAAAGAAACCAGACUUGGGAUUUGGUGGAUUUACCACCAUCAAAGAAGCCUAUAGGGUGCAGAUGGGUAUACAAGAUUAAACACAAGGAUGAUGGCACUAUUGAUAGAUACAAAGCAAGGCUAGUGGCUAAGGGGUACACUCAAACCCUUGGCAUUGACUACAUUGAUACCUUCAGUCCAGUGGCUAAGAUGACCACAAAUUAG